ACUAUUGACAAAACGCUGUCGACAAGGCCCAGAACCUGGAAUUGGGCUGCAGCACUUCCCUUUUGCGCCUCGUCGCUCCGCAUCAAAUCUCGCCGUGCCUCGACUUCUUUCUUCUACUCUCCUGACCCGAGAACCAUCUAUCACUCUAAACCAAACAGCUUCAUUCCGCCGCACCAUCUUACUGUUCAUCUUCGACCCGGCUUGAGGCCUGCAGCACAUUCAUCUGUACACCGCCGUUGUCGUUUCUGCCAAACUCCAGAAAGCGCCGGUUGCUAUUUGCUUGUCUCGUCUGGACGGCGAUCGCCUUUGUCUCGACCAAGCCGCCAUCCUUCCAUCACACACACCCUAGCCGCUUCCUGCUCUUGUUUAGAAGUUUGGAAGAAGAAGGAAUCAAACAAACACGCCACCGCAAACGAUCGCCGCGGGCCAUGGCCUCCUCAUAUCAAUACCGCAACUCCUACUACAACAACAACAACCACAGCAGCGACAACCACCGCCAGUCGUCGCAGGAAAAGUACGAGCCGUCGAUGCAGCGCAGGUCCACCAUUGAGCGACGAGAGAACCGCGGGACCCGGUCGAGCGAUGGCACUGUCAGCACCAUGAUGAGCUCGUCGACCGGUAGAGAGUCGUCGGCGACCCACAUGACCGAGGCUCCUGCCUACUCCAAGAAGAUUGUCGUCGUCGGCGACGGCGGCUGCGGAAAGACAUGCCUGUUGAUCAGCUACAGCCAAGGGUACUUUCCAGAGAAAUACGUCCCUACUGUUUUCGAGAACUACAUCACCUACCCGACACACAACCCCAGCGGUAAGACAGUUGAGCUUGCCCUGUGGGAUACGGCCGGCCAAGAGGAGUACGAUCGCCUGAGACCGCUCUCCUACCCCGAGACCGAUUUGAUUUUUGUCUGCUUCGCCAUCGACUGCCCCAACUCACUAGAGAAUGUUAUGGACAAGUGGUACCCCGAGGUCCUACACUUCUGCCCCUACACACCGCUCGUCCUGGUUGGGCUCAAAUCGGAUCUGCGCUUCCGCAAAACCUGCAUCGACAUGCUCAAGGCCCAGGGCCUCACGCCCGUGACCGCCGAGCAGGGGCAGGUCGUGGCACGCAAGAUGAACGCCCAGUACAUGGAAUGCAGCAGCAAGGAGAUGCGCGGAGUGGACGAGAUCUUUGAGCUCGCCAUCGAAACAGUCGUCUCCAGCGACCGCAAGGUUCUCGAGGCCCAGGCCGCAUCCGGCGGCGGCGGCGGCAGUGGUGUCACCUACUCGUCGGGUGGCAGCAAUUUGCCUGGGUUUGGUGUGCCCAAGAGGAAGAAGCGAAAGUGCAACUUCUUGUGAGGGGCUUGAAGUGAAACACCGGUGCUUUCUGCCUGCUGCCAACCUUGAUAAUCCUCCCAACGCCAAGUGGUGACGGGGGGUGCUUUUCGCGCCUCCGCUAGCUCUCCGUGCUUGUUUUCUUUUGCUAUAUCUUUUUCUUCUACCCGAUCCCCCUCUGCAUGCGCCACACAACACUCUACACCCACCCCCCCAAGCAACUGAAGAAACAUGGAGACGGUUCCGCGAAGGACGAGUUGGAUGAGGGUGCACCGCCCAGCAUGAGCCGUGCACCAGGAGGUGAGGGGGAGGGGCGGACGAGUAUGAGGGAGAAGACAACCUAAUGAACGACCUACUGCACGAUUCGGGACGACUUUUGUUUUCUAUUUGUCUCUGUUUGCCCCUGUUUGCUUCUCGUUUCUUUUUUUCUUCGCUUCGUUUGCCCGCAGGAAAGGGAUAUCUUGGAGAUUUAGGUACGGGUGGAAUCGUGGCAUACCACUCCCCUGCGCCCUUACUCUCGAACUACGUUGUUACCGCGAGCGCGACCGACGAUUCAUUGAAUGUUUUGUUCCUGUUGCCCUUUUUUUUUUCUUCCCCUUGGAGAUGCGAUGCGCCAUCUUGGACAGGCGGCGACUUUGUCCAUGGUCAGACGAGACGAGAUCUUGAUGAUAUUGGGAAACCGUUGCGAGGCGGUUCGAAAAACAAAAACGAAGACCAAGAGGAGGAUCAUGUUUUUUUGUUUUUUUUGGCCGAGGUGCGGCGUAUUGUGUCUGGCACUGCAUCGAAACGGAAUCAUUGCAAGGCGCAAACGGUCGUCGCAGAGGAUGUGGGAGGCCAAGUAUCGUCACGAGCCACCUCCAUCCUCCAUUCUCGUUUCUUUUCAUGCUUGACAGUUAUCAUUCUGGCUGCGAUGGGUUCGGCGACUCCUGUAUUCUCCCUCUCCCUCUCCCCUCCCAGCCCACCCCGUGUGUUUUUUUUUUCGUCUUACCCGUUUUGUUUUGAAAAAGGCCAUUUUGUCCUGCGACUGUAUGUCCCCUUUUUGUAUCAUUGCAAUCACUCUUGUUUCUUUCCGCCAGAUAUCUUUCUUUUGUAGAAUGGAUUUCCCAGCUCAUCAGGGAAUGGGAGGGUAGGACACAUAAACAAAGUCAUAUCAUUUUUUGAAAAAAUGUAC
Gaeumannomyces tritici R3-111a-1 is the source of this 2478-nucleotide messenger RNA. RefSeq names its product GTP-binding protein rho4. The record is from RefSeq and is a predicted model, not a curated record. The coding region runs from base 429 to 1331 and encodes 300 amino acids. Gene Ontology annotation, molecular function: GTP binding; GTPase activity. NCBI's taxonomy places the organism in Eukaryota, Fungi, Ascomycota, Sordariomycetes, Magnaporthales, Magnaporthaceae. The transcript is spliced from 3 exons. Gene Ontology annotation, biological process: small GTPase-mediated signal transduction.